Ruditapes philippinarum (Manila clam) is the source of this 1345-nucleotide messenger RNA. Its product is annotated as ubiquitin-associated protein 2-like. Lineage: Eukaryota; Metazoa; Mollusca; Bivalvia; Venerida; Veneridae. The record is from RefSeq and is a predicted model, not a curated record. The annotation marks the transcript as partial. Gene Ontology annotation, molecular function: protein binding. The transcript is spliced from 9 exons. Gene Ontology annotation, cellular component: nucleus; cytoplasm.
CCUAAAUAUGCAGUUUUCAGUGACUUUUUUCAGUAGUUAUUCUGCUUUUAAGAGAAAUCCCACAUGUGAUGUCAUCUCCGUUAGGUGUUUAAUAUGGCGGCGCGAAUCGUCCGUAAAUCACGUGACCAUUCAGCUAUUGUAAGCGCAAUAUCCAGAUUGUUUGUAUAUAGAGUAUUGUAAAUACUGUAUAGAAUGAAGAAUACAGGUGGCUCCGGCCGGAGCAAGUCCGCUAAGGACAAGGGAAGCGGUAAAUCCGCACAGACACACAUACAAAACACAGCCAAGUCGGAGGGACCUCCGAUGAAAACAAUGCAGCCGACUGCAGAACAGCUUGCUUUGAACAAUUUGAUCCACAGUAAAGAUUCUACAGCUGAAGAUGCAGAUCUAAAAGAUAAAAUCAAACAGAUAAUGGAUUUGACUUUCUGUUCACAAGAGAAGGCAGAGAUAGCUCUGUAUGACAGUAAGAAUGACAUGGAUAAAGCUGUCAACCAAGUGUUAGAGGGAGGCUCUGAUGAGAGUGAGUGGCGAGAGUCUGGCAAGAAGAAAAAGAAACAAAAGCCAGAGCCCACCCCAGCACCCACAGAAAAUCACAAUGACACCAAACCCGACAGACGAGAUAAUAGAGACAGAAAUGAACGAGAUAAUCGUGACAGAAACAAAGAGGAGAAGGAAAAUGGCGAGCGUAAUUUUCGUGAACAGUCGGACAAUUAUCGGCAGCGUGCCCGUCGUAAUGACAACAGACCUCCAAGGUUAUCACGGGGUCGUGGCAGACCGGACAGAGCUGGAGACAGACCAGAACGUGGUGAAGAGGAGAAUGAAAAGGAUGAUAAUCGUGACAGGGGAUUUGAUCGUGGCAGGGGUCGUGGACGAGGGUUUGGUCCACGGCGUGGAAGAGGUGGUGGCAGUGGAGGAGGGGGUGGAGGGACUUUCCGACCAAAUAGAGGUUUUGAAAAUAAGAAUUCCCAGUUUGACAAUGGUCCACAGAUAGAUACAUGGACUAAUGAAACAGCUGUGAUAGGCGAGAAAGAACCAAAAAUAUCUAACUGGGGUGAUUCAAAAGAAGACUGGAAUGAGGAUAUAGAUAGCUGGACUGGAAGUUUGGCAGAAACAAAAGUUUUUACAGCCAGUGGCUCAUCAGCACCAGAACCAACAAAUCCAGUACCGAUAGAGUCAAAUGCACUCUCCAACACGUUCGAUCUCGGAGGAUUAUACCCAAAACAUCUACAAAAUGACAUGAGUGCCGAGGCAAGCUAUAUCAGUCAGUUUAACCAGCAGGCGACGGAGUCAAUCAAGAAUUCUAUAGGGGUAAAAAAAAUAUGUUGUCUUACUGUGAUAUUUGAGCCGC